AUGUGCUUCCUACAGGGAUUACUUCUAUUGCUCAUGCUUUCCUAUCAAGUUUCUAAACCAUCAUGGUGUUAUGAUGUUGAUGCUGGGGGGCUGAUACAGAGGUGGAAGAAGCCAUCCACAAGUAAUAUCUCGCUGGUCACAAAUGCUGUCAUCAAGCCUGAAGCUAUAGCCCAUGUUGCUCAAUAUUUAUCAAACACAGAUAAAAAGUCUGUGCUUAGCGGUGGUAUGGCAACAUUUGAUGUGUAUGGCUUCCUAGAUUUGAACAAAAAUGGCCAGCUAAGCUCAGCAAAAAUAUCAGUAGCACAUGACAAUUCCCCUGAAUAUAACAGUGUGCUCGCUGGAUGGACGGUAAACCCAUCUGUAUAUGGUGACAGCAAAACACAUUUUUUCACAGGAUGGACGGCUGAUAGCCAUGGAUCUACUGGAUGCUAUGACUUGGCAUGCAACGGAUUUGUGCCGGUGAACAAUGCACCUAUCACUCCAGGAGAUAUUUUAGAGCCAAAUAAUGGCCAGCUUAAGAUCACAAUCAAAAUAUUUAAGAGCAAAGAUGAUGGCGAUUGGUGGCUACACUUCGGGUAUAAUAAUGAAAAUCUUAGGCCAGUUGGAUUCUGGCCAAAGAGUUUGUUUGGCAGUUUAUCAGACCAUGCAAAUCUUAUUGGUUGGGGUGGUUUCACACUAUCUUAUACUGGAAACGCUAGUCCACCGAUGGGCAAUGCGCAAUGGCCUGGUAAAAGUUCAGCAUCUGUUCGAGAUGUAAAAUAUGUGGACCCUAGCGGUGAAGGCUACAAACCCGCUCCAUGGCCCGCUGGCCUUAACUCUUGGGUAUCCCAUAAGCAAUGCUACCAAGUUAGUCCAUUUCUUGAUGAUAUGUUCUAUUAUGGAGGACCAGGUGGUUGUACUGUGUAA
Messenger RNA from Panicum virgatum (switchgrass), 906 nucleotides. RefSeq lists its product as uncharacterized. The transcript has 5 exons. The coding region runs from base 1 to 906 and encodes 301 amino acids. The record is from RefSeq and is a predicted model, not a curated record. Lineage: Eukaryota; Viridiplantae; Streptophyta; Magnoliopsida; Poales; Poaceae.